Funneliformis caledonium is the source of this 1554-nucleotide messenger RNA. Lineage: Eukaryota; Fungi; Glomeromycota; Glomeromycetes; Glomerales; Glomeraceae. The record is from the annotation of a GenBank genome assembly.
AUGAUAUUCCUACUAUACGUUAGUUUGUUGGUGGUUUUAUAUCAUAUCGUAAAAAAAUUAUUUUCGGCACCAAAGAGCCCAAACGGUUUUGAUAAUAUACCUUCGAUACCUUCACUCGAGUUCAUAUGGGCAAUGUUCACAGGAAAACCACAGGAUGAAAUCCAAGGAAUAAUAUCUAAAGUUUCUGAUAAAGGGAUUAUCAAGGCAAACGCGGGAACCAUAGCCUUUUUUUAUCUUCAAGACGUUGAAUACAUAAAACAAUUCUUAACAAAGUCAGAGGAUGUCCUUCCUAAAAUGAAACAUGGCUUAGGAAAUAGAGUUAAGAGCUUUUACGGAAAUGGAAUUCUUUUUUCAAACAGCCACUCAUGGCGCAUGCAACGAAAACUAAAUAAUGCGGCAUUCAAUCGAGCUUUAUCACAUGACAUCAUUGGCAAAAAUGCAUUCAAGUUAUUCAAUUUGAUGGAUUAUAACUUGGACAAACCGAUAAAUAUUUACGACAUGAUGCAACGUACAACCAUCGAAAUAUUAGGCCAAGUUGCAUUCGCUUAUGAAUUUGGUGGAUUGAACUCCUUUGAGAUACCAGAUAUUAUCAAAUCAUAUAAAUAUGUAAUGGAACAAACCGAAAAUUGGUUACACAUCCUCUUUCCUAUUAUGGAUCAUUUACCUCUCGAAUCAAAUAAGAAAUAUCAGGAGAACAUGAAUGUAUUUGAUAAUUUUAUCUUAAAUCUCAUCGCACAAAGACGGAAGGAGUUAAAAUAUCAAGAUAAAGAAAAAAGUGAUACCACGGAUAAUAAUUUAUUAUCCAGUAUGUUGGAACUUGGUGAGAAAGAAGGUAUUAAGAUCGAUUCUCGUGAAUUGAGAGAUAAUUUGGUGAAUUUAUUCAUUGCCGGUCAUGAUAGUGAGUAUUCUUUUUAUGCCCGUAGAAUAGAAUUGUUUCUUCCUUUUACACUUGUUAAAACGUUAUUGUUGAUAUUCUUAGCCACUUCAUUAAAUAUGAGCGUUGCUAUUUAUCAUCUCGCUAAAUUUCCGGAAAUGCAAAAGAAGGCCAGAGAAGAAGUGAUCAGAGUUCUUGGAAACGCAUUGACAACCCCAACAUCAGAACAAGUAAAGGAAUUAAAAUAUAUAAACGCGGUCAUAAAGGAGUCUUUACGUACAUAUCCUCCAUUGGCAAUUCUAAUUCCACGUCAACCUAAUGAUUAUGUUCAAGUUGGUCCUUACAUGAUCCCCCCGGAUUCUUAUACUUGCGUGAACGUUUGGCAUGUUCAUCAUGAUCCAAAUAUUUGGGAAAACCCAUAUCAAUUUGAUCCCGAAAGGUUUUUAAACGGUGAAAAACGACAUCCUUAUUCUUUCAUUCCUUUCAGCGCCGGUCCAAGAAAUUGCGCCGGACAGAAUUUCUCUUUGAUGGAACAAAGGGUUUUAUUGUCAAUGAUACUUCUUAAAUAUGAAUGGACACUUCCAGAGGACAGUAUACAUAAAGUAAAAUUCUGUUUAGAUUCAAAUUUUUUAUUAAAACCGAAAGAUUUAGAUGUCGAGAUUCAAUUUAAACGAAUAUAA